AUGCAGGGCCAUCCACCUAUCAAGGAAAGGUAUCGAGUAGUGUCCCCUAAGAUACAGGAGGCCAUGUACGCAGAGGUCGAUAGGAUGCUUGCCGAAGGGGUGAUAAAAGAAUUCUCCAGAGAAUGGUCGGCUCCUAUAGUAAUGGCCAAGAAAGGUGACGGGGGUUAUCGGCUUUGUUUGGAUUUUAGAAGGCUUAACGCCAUCUCUAAGAAUGAUCUCAGUGCGGCCUUUAAUCAGAUCCCGUUGGAUGAGUCUUGUCAAGAGUUUUCGGCAUUUGUGGUUCCCGGCAGGAGGCUCUUCACUCCCGAAAUGAGGCCUAAUGCGUUUUCCUUCUGCGUUGGCUAG
Messenger RNA from Belonocnema kinseyi, 345 nucleotides. RefSeq lists its product as uncharacterized. The coding region runs from base 1 to 345 and encodes 114 amino acids. Lineage: Eukaryota; Metazoa; Arthropoda; Insecta; Hymenoptera; Cynipidae. The transcript has a single exon. The record is from RefSeq and is a predicted model, not a curated record.